Aspergillus mulundensis is the source of this 2289-nucleotide messenger RNA. RefSeq names its product Zn(II)2Cys6 transcription factor domain-containing protein. The transcript has 5 exons. Gene Ontology annotation, cellular component: nucleus. Gene Ontology annotation, molecular function: DNA-binding transcription factor activity, RNA polymerase II-specific; zinc ion binding; transcription cis-regulatory region binding. The coding region runs from base 1 to 2289 and encodes 762 amino acids. NCBI's taxonomy places the organism in Eukaryota, Fungi, Ascomycota, Eurotiomycetes, Eurotiales, Aspergillaceae. The record is from RefSeq and is a predicted model, not a curated record. Gene Ontology annotation, biological process: positive regulation of transcription by RNA polymerase II.
AUGAUAAACAAAACGAGUCCCGCCCCACAACGGCUCCAAAGUUCACGCGAUGUCGCACGGGCUGUUUGCGGUGUAGGAAGCGAAGGCGCAAGUCUUAACGAAUGGCUAAAUCAUUACGUUGGCAACUGGUCAGGCGACGAGCGCAAACCACGAUGCCAGAACUGCAUUGACAAGAACUUUGACUGCAGUUACGGCUUGCAGGUGACCUUCCUUGCUAAAAACUCAUUUACCGUGUCAACGGAUGAGGAUGGUACAAUCCGAAAGAAAGGGGGUUACAGCAAGAUUCAGUUUGUCAAUGAGGACCCUCUCUCGAUUGAUAAUCUCGUCACCCAGCAGGUAUCCUCUCCCGAGUCGACCGGGUUGAAUACUCCUCCACCGUUACCCCCAUCUUCUCCGUCUCGGAGUGUACGGCACGGACAAGAAAGUCACAGGCAUUCCAUCUCCAACCCUGUCUUGGACAGGGAGACACAAAGAGAUGAUGGCCAUACCAGACUUUCCCAAGGAGGAACAGAAUCCAACCACACGUAUCCCGACGUUUACUCCAAUACUCAGAACCGCACAACCCUCGCACCAUGGGAACUCGACGGCCACGCUAGCGCACAUCCGAACUCAGCUUCAACCCUGCCAGUCACUCUCGAACCACCAAUCGCGCAGAGCACAUUCAGCGCGAAGGACGAAUUUGCUGUGCGAGGUCUCCUGGCGCUGGGCACUCAGCCUCUGCCUGCGCCUAGUGGCGGGACUGGCUCUAUCACAGGCGUCUUAUCCGCUGGACCGGACGCCCUUGAGAGCAGACGGACAGGUCCAGACCUGGUUGCUGGCUCGCCAGGGAGGGUACUUGAUGCGGUGCCGCCUAUUUUUGUUGAGGGGUUAUUACAACCGGCGGUAGACCAGGGCAUAUCCGGUCCUACUGCUCACUCAAUCUUGAAUUUUGAUAUGGAGGCGCCGAAAGCGUCAUCCCAUUCCCACGUGCAUGACAUGUCAAACUCGAAUCCAAUUUCUGGAUCAUCGAAGAUGAAACUGCUACAGCAUUAUCGAUAUAACGUUGCGCCAUGGACUCAUUCUCAAGCCAACCAACUAAUAGGCAUCCACAAAAAGCUAGACAUUCAUGACCUGAGCCACCCGUUUGGUAUCACCGCGCUACAGACAGCCGUUAACUCGUCCUCCGGGCGACUUCUCAAUGCACUCCUAGCUCUUUCUGAGACUUGCUUGCGAGUGCAGAAGGGUCGCAAUUAUCGCCACACGGACGUCCAGGCCGAGUCUCAUACCUUCACGCACGAGCUUCAAGGGGCUCAAUCUGAGGAUACGGUGGCGCAGCACUCCGAUAUUCCAGACUUUACUGAGAGCUUCACGAUUGUAAUGUUGCUGCUGCUUUUCAGGGAGCUAAAAGAUCUCGUUGCGGAUGUUGCGAGGGCAUGGGCCAAGGGCAGUGAUGGAUUUGAGCACGACUUUGAAUCUGGGUAUGGGCGUUCGCGUGAUUCUGACUACGAGCCGCUGCUGUCAUUAGAGAAUAAGGCUUACGAACUGGAUUUGGAUUCUGCAAUUUUCUGGAUGUUCUUGCGAAUGGAUCUAGGAAAGUCCCUAGCAAACAAUACUCCUUUACGAGUACACCUGCCAACGCAGUCCCUACCAAACCUGUCUCUCAUUGCCCACACAGAAAACACUCACGAACGAGUUGGCCAUUAUGCCCAAGUCUUGCUCUGGCUUUGCGGGAAUGCUCUGAAUAUCUACCACCAGCAGGAUUCCGACCUUGCCCACGUCUCCCGGCAAGGACCAGGACCAGAGAGUUGGCUCCAGGUCUUCGAAGGGUUGAGCCAAUGGCACUACCUUCGUCCGCAGGAGUUCCAGCCUAUGGUCGAGCUUAGCCAUGAUGGCAGCCAUGGUCUGAAUGCAGGAAGCGAGUUUCCUACGCUCCUAUUCACUAACGGUGCGGGUGCACUGUGUACUCAGCUAUAUCAUACGGCGAUGCUUCACAUGCUGGAAUGCAAGCCGCGAAUGGCCACCGCGCUGCUGAGCCGACACCAUCAACCGCGCUCGCCGGUGUUAUCUCCUCUGUGGCACGCACAUCGGGUGUGCGGGAUCGCACUAAACAAUGACCGCGCUGAGUGCUGGGAUCCGUGUCUUCUGGCGUCGUUCCUCCACGCCGCGAGACAUAUGACCCACGAGUCUCAACAGAUUGAGAUUGUGCGUGGUUUUGAACGAAUCCAGGCGCUGACUGGGUGGGGCGUGGGCGAAUAUCUCACGACUUUGCGCGAGGAAUGGUCCUUCCUCGACGGUGAUGACUUCGAAUAA